CGCCGCCCAGUCUGUAGACUCCGGCCGAACUUUAGUCAAAAUGUGAAUACCAGAAGCUACAGUUUGUUCUUCACGCUCUAUUGUAUCAUUGAAGCCGCCGAAUCCUGCCUUGUUGCUUCUCCAAACGAGGAAGGACUCCUUUUGACGUCAAGGGAACUUUUGUCCUUUCUUUUCGGUUCUCAAUGGCAGACGAGGAACCUGUUGAUCAAAAGAAGUAUCUUGAGGAAUCUUGCAAGCCUAAAUGUGUGAAGCCCCUACUUGAGUAUGAGGCAUGUGUUAAGAGAAUUAAAGGUGACGAAUCCGGACACAAGCACUGCACAGGACAAUACUUUGAUUAUUGGUCUUGUAUUGAUAAAAGUGUUGCACCAAAACUAUUCUCAAAACUGAAGUAAUUGAGAGGCUGUUGGGGCAGCUCUUUCACUAGGUGUGUACUCUUUGCAACAUCAGCUGAAUUUUGUUAGAAAUUUACUUGGGUCGGUUGAAGCCUCCCUAAUUGAUUAUGAAAUCUUUUAUGACUUUGGAAUAAAUGAAGAUAUCUUGAAUUGCUGACAAUUUUAUGCUGUUGCAAUUAAUGAUGAAUUAGAAAAUGAAUGAUAUGUGAUUGGGUUAAAUGACUUAUUUUUUUCUUA
Messenger RNA from Manihot esculenta (cassava), 629 nucleotides. Its product is annotated as cytochrome b-c1 complex subunit 6-1, mitochondrial. The coding region runs from base 183 to 392 and encodes 69 amino acids. The transcript has 5 exons. Gene Ontology annotation, biological process: mitochondrial electron transport, ubiquinol to cytochrome c. The record is from RefSeq and is a predicted model, not a curated record. NCBI's taxonomy places the organism in Eukaryota, Viridiplantae, Streptophyta, Magnoliopsida, Malpighiales, Euphorbiaceae.